CUUCGCCGUAUUCGCCGCAUUCGUCGCAUUCGCAAGGAGUCGUAAAAUCUGUCGCGAUAUAGUUUUCCGCAACAAUAUUUGUGAGAAAAACCCGUGAGAUUGAAUGUUUGGGAGUGGCGUCUUGUUCAACAAACCCCAAGGAAUGUGCAGUGUGUGCUGAAGUGGAGGUAGCGUGUGCGUGAACAGUGAAAAUAGUGAAUGAAAAAUUCGUGAAGAAAAAGUGACAUAAAGUGUGUUGUUUUUUUUUCCUUUUCCACCCUUUUUCCAUCCACAAUUGGCCAAUUUGUUGCAUUUAUUUUGGAUGUUUGGACGGGAAAAGCGUGAGGAAAUUGGCCAGAAAGUAUUGGGGAGUGUGGAAAGGGCACGUGAGGGCAUAAAAUUGGGCUGUUGGUGCGACCAGCGGUGCUGAAAGAGCAAGUCUCCGACAAAGUUGAUAUAUUGGGUGGGUUCUCUCGCCCAUUUGUCAUCGCACAGCUCCACUUCUUCUAAACGAGAGAAGGUCCCCUUCCCGGCGAAAGUGUGUGCAGAAAAGUGCCCGGAAGGGCAUCGAGGAUUGCCACUCGGUGGGAGAUUCCACUACCAACGGACAGGAGGAGGUGUGAGGUGAUUUUCCGGAACGGACGGCGCCCCGCGGAGGAGGACAGAGAAGGCCAAGAUGACGGAAUACAAAUUGGUGGUUGUGGGAGCUGGUGGCGUUGGCAAAUCCGCCCUCACCAUUCAAUUGAUACAGAAUCACUUUGUGGACGAGUACGAUCCCACCAUUGAGGACUCCUACAGGAAGCAAGUAGUCAUCGAUGGUGAGACUUGCCUAUUGGAUAUCUUGGAUACAGCUGGGCAAGAGGAGUACUCCGCAAUGAGGGAUCAGUACAUGCGAACAGGAGAGGGAUUCCUUCUUGUGUUUGCAGUCAACAGUGCCAAAAGUUUCGAAGAUAUAGGAACAUAUCGUGAGCAAAUAAAGCGUGUAAAGGAUGCAGAAGAAGUGCCGAUGGUUUUGGUGGGGAACAAAUGUGAUUUGCAAGCAUGGGCCGUUGAUAUGAGCCAAGCGAGAGAUGUGGCCAAGCAGUACGGAAUUCCCUUCGUAGAGACGUCAGCAAAGACAAGGAUGGGUGUUGACGAUGCAUUUUACACGCUCGUCCGUGAGAUUCGUAAGGAUAAGGAGCAACGGAAGAAGAAGAGCAAAAAUCCCAAAAAUGGAUCUCACCGUCGUUUCAAGUGUGUCCUGCUUUAAUUUCUCUUUUCUUUUUUUUUUACAAGACAAAAAACAGAAAACAAUUUUACCCUCCACUCUUGCGCCUAGUUCACAGAAAAAAAGAAAAAAAAGUCUUUUUCUCUUUGUCGUGUAAUGUCUUUUUUUUUAAUUUUUAAUUUUUGAGCCAACUGUUUUAUUUUUAAUAUUGUUUUUGUAGUAAAUAUACAUAGAUAUUAUAUUUUCUUCUCUUGAUGAUUAAUUUGUGUGUGAGAAAAAUAUUCAUUUUUCAGACAAUUUUGUGUGUCCAUGUGUGCGUGGAGAACACAAAGUGGAGAAAAAAUAGAAUACUACAUUGUUUAGAAUGUGAGAAAAGUACGAGGGAAAAAAAUUGUGUUUAGUUCGUGUCGUGAGCUAUAUAAAUUUUCUUCAAAAUGUAAACACGACGGGGAAGAACAUACAAAGGCUGGGCACACGCUGAGCAAAAAAAAAAAGGAAAGCACACACAUUUUUUGAAAUCCAAUUACAAUUCAUCGACUUUUUGGAAGAAAAAGAAAAAUUUGACUUUAAAAAAAAGAGAGAACUUGUAUAGCUAUAUUAAUCAUUUUAAAUUAUAGAAUUAGGGAGCAUUUAAAGGAAGAAAAAAUGAAGAAAAGGUGGAGAAGGAGCAAAAAAAAAUAGCGGAUCAAUUUGUCAAAUUGUGUAAUAAAAUAAGUUUAAAGUAUUUUAAUUGUCCAACGAGUAGAUUUUAUGAUUAAACAAUAAGAGGGAAAAUUAAAGAGAGAGAUAUUUGGUUUUUCGGGGAAAGAAUAAACUGUGAGAGGGUGAUGAUUAGGAGGCAAGAUUAUAACUUGUGUAUAAAGUAUUACGAGGCAGUGAGGACAAGGAGAUGGAGAGAGAGAGAGGGAUGUGUGGAGAAAGAAGUGGAAGAUGUGGAAGAAACUGUGGGUGAGUUAGGAAAGUUUAAUUAAAUAUGCCCCCGCGCGUACCCCCCGCCCCAUAUUUUCCUUUCGAAUCAAACAGAGAAAAUACUUCUCUGUGAAAUGAAUAGUUUAUGUGAAUAUGGAUUAGCAAGAUUAGCAAGCAGCAAAUCCCAAAAUUUCAUCUCAUGUUGACUUUUCUUUCUUUCUUCUAUAUCUUAUUUUUUACAAAAAAAAUCCCAAUGUGUGGUAUUUUAGUGAAAUUAAAAAAUAAAUAAAAAGAACGUGAGACAUUUUUAAUUAAAUGCUAAUUACAGUGGGAGAAAAAAAUAUAUAUAAACUGCAAAGAUAAAAAUUAAAUAUAGCAUGGAUGGAACAGUAUAAAGCGAAAGAACGGUAAGUAAAACUUACGGGCUGUGAUUCUUUCUUUGUCAGUGAAAUGUGAAAUUGACGGAAAAUUGAGGAUGGGCAAAUUUUGAGGAAGGCUUUCUCGCGCACCGAAUCACAGCCAACGCGCAGAUAAUUUGUGAGAAGCCUUAAUCGUGGGCGUUGGCUGUGAUUCGGUACGCGAGAAAGCCUUCCUCAAAAUUUGCCCAUCCUCAAUUUUCCGUCAAUUUCACAUUUCACUGACAAAGAAAGAAUCACAGCCCGUAAGUUUUACUUACCGUUCUUUCGCUUUAUACUGUUCCAUCCAUGCUAUAUUUAAUUUUUAUCUUUCCAUUUUUAUAUGUAUAUAUAUAAUGUAUAUAUCUAUGCAUUUAUAUAUAUAUUUUAUUUUAUUUUAUAUGUGUAUAUAUAAAACGCCCCGCUUCGCGGGGCGUUGGACUUAUGCAACUCAAGAUAUGACAUGUAAACCUUAAAACGCGAUAUCUCCGGAACGGCUACAUAGAUUUUCUUCAUUUUUGGCAUGGUGAUAGAUAUUAUAGUCAACUAUAACAUAUCAAAAUAUGAAGCAAUUCUAUAAAGCGGUGCUCGAGAUAUUCAUCGAAAACUCAUCGAAAAUUUUGUUUUCGAUUUUAGCGCCACUUGCGGACAUUUUUUGAACUUGCGAUGUUCCGAGCAGUUGUAGGGCUCGUUAAUAUCUUUCAUUUGAGCCCGAGUUGAUCAAAAUUGGUCAAGCCGUUCUCGAGUUAUGGCCGAUUUUCGAUGAAAAAUUGUGGCGGCCAUAUUGACUAAACGGCUUGGCCGAUUUUCAAAAAUGAGGUAUCGUUGGAAAGGUCUUGAUGACCCCUACAACAUAUCAAAAUUUCAGACCUCUAGCUAUAAUAGCGGCUGAGAUAUAGCGAAAACAAAAUUUUGAGGUUAUUCAAAAUGGCGGCCGGGGGGGUGGGAGGUUGGAUUUGACCUCAUAAUCGGAUGUCUUCCACCCGAUAUAUGAACUUUGCCGUUGACCGCAAGUCUCUAUCUAUUGCCGUUCUCUUGUAAUUUAGCAAAAGGUUCCGGACGGACGGCCGGACGGCCGGCCGGACCAAUUUUUGGCGCAUACGUUUUUUGGAAUGUGGGGACCCUAAUUCGUGCUCAUCCCAAGUUUGAGCCCGAUCUGACGACUUUGCAUUUUGGAGUGUACACAGAAGCUGUGCUUCUUUUAAGAAAGAAUCACAGCUAAUAUCGCUCAAAAUGAGUGAAUUUUCACGGGAGAAAAAAAAACGACAGAGAUGAAAGAGAAAAAAAAUUGUGGGUGAGAGGCAAAAGUUUAAAACAAUAUUUAAUAUUGAAAUUUUUGCCAAACAAUCUCGCGCAGUUUUUACACAACAGAAGCGAUGAUUCAUUCGCGUGCGAGAGAGCAAAGAUGGGAAAUGCUAAUUAGAAUCAGCAAGAAGCUGACUGAGAGAGAAAUUUUUUCACACUUUCACUAUUGAUAGGAGAUAAAAAAUAAAUAAAAUUUGUAAAAUUCCCCUUCUUUAUAGUAAAAAGAAUUUGUGGAUUUUUGUCCACAAAUCCAUGGAAAUAGGCGUGAGGAGAUCCAAGAAUUUUCAUUCUAUAAAUGUUAGUUCUUGUUUAAAAAAAAAAGUUUUAAUUUAUUAAUUUUUCCUUUAAUGAAAAUUUCUUUUAAAUAUUUUUUUAAUUAGAAGUUGAUUUCAUUUUUUUUUGGUAAAUUUUAUAGAAAUUAUGAAGACUAGACUCUUUUUUUUUUAUUCUAGUUUAAUACUUUAAAAAUUUAGAUUUUUUUAUAUCAUAGAAAAUUCCUAAAAUAUCGGAGAUUUAACAUUUAUUUUUGAGAGUGAAAAUUUUUGGAUUUCCUUAAAUAAUUUAUUACACAAUCUUUUCCUCAAAGGCCAGAACAGAUGGAUAGAAUAUUUGCAGAGAAACUGCCAGAAUUAAUAAUUAGAAAUUAUUUUUUAACCAAAAUUGUUUUUUUAUUUCUUGAAAUUCUUUUAAGAAUUGAUUUAGAAUUAAAUCUAUAUUUUUUUUAGCAAUAUUUUUACAUUUAAUCUUGAAGCAAUUGCAAGAAAUAUCCCUUUUUAUUAAUUAUUUUCGAAGAUUCCUUUAUAAAAAGGAGUCGACUCACUUUUGUACAUGGCAUAACAUCACUUGCAAAUAUCAGUUAAAAUAAUGAAAAACCUCUAAAUCUGAUAAAUUUGGUCUUGAACGUUUUUUCGACGCUCUAAAAGAUUUUUUGUUAGUCUAUGCUAGGUGAAAGAAAAUUCCUGAAAGUACUAUGAUGUUUUUCAUUUUCUAAUGAGAUCACGACGACACAAAAGUGAGUAGAGUCCUUUCAAUACAAGAUAAAAUAUCUUUUUCAAAGAAAACUCUUCAAAUAUUUUGUUCAUCUGUUCCUCACUAAAUAAAAUUAUAAAAGUUAAAUGAAAAAAAAUGUAUAAGCUAUUUAAAGUGCCAGAAGAUUUGAAAAUUAGUUAAGAAUUCUUAAAUUGUAAGACAUUGACGAGAAAUAUUCCGCAGGAAAUGGAGAAAUUGUAUAAGGAAAAAAAAGAAUUAAGAAAAGAAUGUUAUCAAGACAUUAUAAAUUUAAUAAAAAAGAAAAUGAUAAUUGAGAAAAAAUAUGUGGAAGAAUUAAAAUAGGUUUAAUAAAAUUUAAGAAAUUAAAAAAAAAUCUGGAGAAUCGAAGCUGAUGAUGAAUGAUUAUGAAAAAAAAAUAUUAAAAAAAGUAGAGUAAUAUUUUUAUUAAAUAAAAGAAAAUAAUUACAAGGAUUAUAUAGAAUUAUUAACUAAACAAAGUUAAUCUUUUCAAUUUCUUCAUACACAUAAUAUUUUAAAUGAAAAAGAAAAACUUUCACGCACAGAGAGAGGGUUUAAUUUCAUUUUAAUUCUCUCCUCGAGAGCCAUCAACUUUUAAUGCUCCUUGUUGUACAUAAAAGCAAGCAACAUAGGCACAAGAAAUGCUGCAUAAAGUGAAAGAAAAUAAAUUAAAAUAAUUGCACAAGAAAAAAUGCUUAAAAAAAGCUUGUGAAGGAGUCUAUUUGCUAAAGCGUCUGUCUAAGCGCAAUUUAAUCAGGUGAGGAAGUGCAGCAAAAUUAUUGACGUGGAUGAAAAGGAUAUCCAUUCACUUUUUUUGCUGAAUUUCCUUAUUAAAUUAUGCCAGAUUUUAUAUUUUCCCACAGCGAUUUUGCAGCAAAUUACAGAGAUUUCUGAAACAGAAUUGUGAAAAGCAUAAUUAAAAAAAAAUACUAUGGAUAGUUUAUGUUUUACGAUAUAUAUAUAUUUGUAUAAUGAUAUUAAUCGUUGUAAUGCAAAUAUUAUAAAAAAGUGAAUAAAAUGAUAAAUUUCUAAUCAAGAAAA
Molecule: messenger RNA, 5844 nt
Organism: Lutzomyia longipalpis
Lineage: Eukaryota; Metazoa; Arthropoda; Insecta; Diptera; Psychodidae
Gene: Ras85D
Product: GTPase HRas
Exons: 4
Coding region: 656-1228 (190 amino acids)
Biological process (GO): epidermal growth factor receptor signaling pathway; Ras protein signal transduction
Cellular component (GO): plasma membrane
Molecular function (GO): GTPase activity; GTP binding; GDP binding
Source: RefSeq, a predicted model, not a curated record